Molecule: messenger RNA, 3468 nt
Organism: Pyricularia pennisetigena
Lineage: Eukaryota; Fungi; Ascomycota; Sordariomycetes; Magnaporthales; Pyriculariaceae
Exons: 3
Coding region: 1-3468 (1155 amino acids)
Biological process (GO): Golgi to vacuole transport; retrograde transport, endosome to Golgi
Cellular component (GO): GARP complex
Molecular function (GO): syntaxin binding
Source: RefSeq, a predicted model, not a curated record
AUGUAUGCAAACAGUGGCGGCAGGAAAUCCAUGGAGAGCCUCUCGCCGUCGUCACCACAUGGUCCCCGACAUGACUUUCCUUUUCAUUCCAGACAAGGCUCUACCUCGACGACUCAACCGAGGCGAGGCUCCUUUGCAAGCUCCAUACACUCGAUAGGCGGGGCUCUAGACUCGGCUUCUGGAAUAUGGGCCAACACUGUCGCCGAGUCUCAACAAAAUGGUAGGUUUCCUGGUUCGCGCCCUACUUCGCCCUACUUGAGAAACUUGUCUGACACUGCAGCAGCCAUCUCGACGUUGCUGCAACCCCCCAUCGUCCGAACCGGGCUUUUACCCCAUACCUCGGCCCCCACCAGCGGUCACCGCAUGCCCACCGCCCGCGAUAUCCAACCCGUCACCUUGACCAACAUCACCCGUGUCGAUGCCGCCGAGUUCCGCCCCUACCUCACGCAGGUCGGCGCGCUAUACGAACAGCUACGACGGGCCAAGGAGAACGAUGGCGACCCGUCCGAUCAGCAGCGCGGCCGAAAGGGCAGCAAGGGAGACGACUUCACUCCUGAGGACGACAGCCAUCUACGGCCAGGUACCAAGAGGCCCUCGGUCAGCAACAGGAAAUCAUCCGUGUCAUCAGUUCGAUCUAUUUCAUCCUUGACAUCCCCCAUAGACCCGCCGACCCCGGUCCGCCGUUCCAGCUCCGGCUUCGCGCGGAGGGCAGCCCAGGGCCCGCCGCCCCUCUCAACAAUACCUAAUGUCUACUUUGACGAGGACUUUCACCUCGAGAACCCACGCACAUUUGACGUCGUCAGCGAGCGGUCAGAAGUCAUCAGCAAAACCCCGGCCGCGGGCGGCGAGGAGAAAACCAAUGGGAAUGCUGCCGUCCCGAGGAAGGCGCUUGCGACGAAUGCAAUCCUGCAAGAGAAGCUGUCUUGGUACAUGGACACGGUGGAGAUGCACUUGAUCUCGUCCAUAUCAGCGGCGUCGACCACCUUCUUCACUGCGCUAGGCUCGCUCAAGGGAUUACACACCGAGGCGGCCGAGUCGGUCGAUCGAAUCAAGACGUUGAGGCAAGAAUUGGAGGCUCUCGACGGAGAGAUUGUUAGCAGGGGCUUGGAGAUUGUUCAGCAGAGGCGACGACGCGAGAACCUCCAACAGCUGCACAGCGCCGUCAUGCAACUCCGCGACGUCGUUGACGGUGUCGGCAGGUGCGAGGCUCAGGUUGAGGAUGGCAAUGUGGACGAGGCUCUCGACACACUCGACUCACUCGAACUGCUGAUUGCCGGACAGGUUGAGCCCUUUACUGGCUUCAACCGACCUGUGCGGCCCGAGUACGCGCUGAGGGAUCUUAGCGGCGCGGCUGCACUGCAGGGGGUCCACGAUGACAUGAACACGCUCCGUUUCCGGAUCGGCAAGAUCUACGAGGGGAGGCUGAUCGAGCUGCUGCUGGGAGACUUGCGAAGACAUGUGGAAACCGUGUCCAAGCAGGAGGUCAUGAUGCGUUGGAGUACAGCCUCGAACCGCGGCAAGACAGGCCACAGCAGGGAACCAUCAGCCUAUCCCUCCUACAUGGCAAAGCAGGACGAUCUACGCCAGGCCCUACCCCCCAUAUUGGCUGGCCUGCAACGCGCAAGGUAUCUGUCCGCCGCAACCGCGACAUAUCGGGAUGUUGCAAUGAGGGAGAUAAGAGCCAUCAUCCGAAAACCAUUACCGAGCUCCAACGAAGAUGACAACGAGUCCAUGAUGUCAUCGUCAACCUUGGGUGGUGCUGGCAGGCAACGGACCCAGCAGCAAAAGUCUUCUGUGCUUGCCAGGAACCUUCGGAAUCUGGAGAGGGAGGAUGCGGAAGAGCUACUGGUCACGAUAUACAUUGGUGUCACGGAAACGUUGCGACGAACAACGACCCAUGGCAAGCUGCUCCUGGAUGUUGCCAGCUCCAUUGGGGACGAAACAGCCGGACUCGAUGGCCUCAAAUCACCGCCAAUACGAUCACCUCCUUUCAGUCCGCCACAAAGGCGGGCGUCCACGGCAGGAUUCGAGGCCCAGGAGGAGAUUCACAAAGCACUCGAGCUGAACAACCUCCUAGGACAAGCGGUCGACGUGGCACAGGACAAGAUCGUCAAGCUUCUACGGGUGCGGGCCGAGCAGAGCACGCACCUGCCGCUGGUAUGGUUCCUACGUUAUUUCACUCUCAACUUGCACUUUGCGACAGAAUGUGAAAGCAUCUCGGGCCGCAGCGGGACGACGCUCAAGACGGUAGUCAACGCGCAGAUCAAGGAGUUUGUGCAACUCCAUGGCGACUCUGAAAAGCAGAAGCUUGCCCAAGGCAUGGAACAAGACCAAUGGGCGGCGCAGGACUUUACAGAGAAGGACCAAGAGAUGUUGGACAUCAUACUGCAGUGCGAAACCAAGGACGCGGCCUUGUGGACUGAUGGGAGCAAGGUCUGGAUCCACCCCUCGGAGCUCAACGGCAAGAACGGUGAGACGGAGAAAAGCGCAGCACCUAGCGAAGCAGCAGGGGAAAAGGAAAAUGGGACUGCGGCUGCCGGCAAAGCAAAGGUUCGCGGGGCCGUCAUCGAAGGCGAGACGUAUCUUCUUCCGGGCUCUGCUGUUUUGUGCCUCGAGGGCAUGUCCAACUUCUUGCAUCUGGCCGUGGCCAUCCCGUCUAUGGCGGCCGACGUGGCGGCGUCCUUGGUGGCGUACCUGCAGCUGUUCAACUCGCGAUGCACUCAGCUGAUCCUCGGGGCGGGUGCGACACGGUCGGCUGGCCUCAAGAACAUCACCACUAAGCACUUGGCCAUCGCGUCGCAGGCCCUUGGUUUCGUGGCUGCUCUGGUGCCGCACGUGCGCGAGUUUGUUCGUCGACACGUCCCCGGGGCCGACAAACCUAGCGGGACGGGAAGCGGAAGCAACACGACGACGCUGAUUGGCGAGUUUGACAAGGUCAGGCGGCUCUACCAGGAGCACCAGAACAGCAUCUACGACAAGCUCGUAGAGAUCAUGUCGGGACGGGCAGCGAUGCACUCCAAGACCAUGCGGACGAUCGACUGGGACGAGGGUGGCGAGGUGCACCCUUACAUGGACACGCUAGGCCGCGAAACUUCGACGCUGCACCGCAACCUGACCAAGGCUCUGCCUGACAGCACGGUCCGAUUCAUCAUGGCGCCGGUGUUUGCCAGCUACAAGGAGGCCUUUGGAAAGGUGCUCGUCGGGGCGGCAGUACGGACCGAGGAGGGCAGGGAGAGCAUGGUGCGCGACUUUGAGUAUUUCCGGCUCAAGCUGGGCAAGAUUGACGGCUUUGGCGACGCAGCCGAUCACCUGCUCGACAUCAUCCGCAAGAAGAAGCUGGAAGGAGGCGGAGAUGCAGCGAAGAAGAAGGACAAUGGCACACUGACGGUAGACGAGGGGGCGAGGAGCAAAGGGGACGAAAGUGGCGGGGAGACGAGAAAAUCGACAGAGAGCAGGGCAGAAGCUUAG